Molecule: messenger RNA, 1068 nt
Organism: Microdochium trichocladiopsis
Lineage: Eukaryota; Fungi; Ascomycota; Sordariomycetes; Xylariales; Microdochiaceae
Product: alcohol dehydrogenase
Exons: 7
Coding region: 1-1068 (355 amino acids)
Molecular function (GO): oxidoreductase activity
Source: RefSeq, a predicted model, not a curated record
AUGAAUCGCGCAAUCGUCUAUACGAAUCCGGGGACAAUAGAGACCGAGGUCAUUGAAAAGCCCAUCGAGGAGCCUGCACCAGGGGAGGUGCUUCUUCGUCUACAUUACUCUGGCGUCUGCCAUACUGACUACGGCAUCUGCACCAAUGUCUUUGCAACAUUGCCUCCUACUCCCAAGGGUCAGAUCGGAGGACAUGAAGGUGUUGGGGAAGUCAUCAAACUCGGACCAGGCACCACUUCUCUGAAGCUCGGCGACCUGGUGGGCGUGAAGUGGUCAGCAAGCGCCUGCCUCAGCUGCGGUAACUGCCUCGAAGGCGGCGAGACGACCUGCCCCGCAGGCACAAUCUCCGGGUUCAUGACGCCGGGGACCUUCCAGCAGUACUGCCUCGCGCCGGCAAACUACGUGACGCCGAUCCCGCGGUCCCUGGACCCGGCUGGCGCCGCGGCGCUCAUGUGCGGCGGCAUCACGGUGUACACGGCCCUCAAGCGUGCCGAGGUCAAGCACGGGCAGUGGGUCGUCGUGCUCGGCGCGGGCGGCGGGCUGGGCCACCUGGCGAUCCAGUACGCGGUGGCGCUCGGGACCCGUGUCGUCGCGCUGGAUGUCGGGGCCAAGGAGGAGUUCUGCCUGGGCCUGGGGGCGCGGGCGUUUGUGGAUUUCACAAAGUUCGCGGGGGAGGAGGACGGUGGUGAGCAGCUGGCGGCGCGGGUGAAGGAACUGACGGGCGGUGCUGGUGCCAAGGUUGUCCUGGCUUGUAGCUCGAGCAAUAAGUCCUAUGCGCAGGCUGUGGGCUUGCUCGGGUUCCGGGGGACGCUGGUGUGUAUUGGUGUGCCAGAAGGUGGUCCUGAACCGAUCGGAGGGGCGAAUGCCGGUGAUAUGAUCACAAGGGAGCUCAAGAUCUUUGCCUUGAAGUCUGGCAACAGGGCCGAUGCGAAGGAGUGCUUGGAUAUCGCAACUGCUGCCGGCAUCAAGACCCGCUACGAGUUGCGGCCAAUAGACAGUUUGACCCAGGUUUUCAAAGACAUGGAAGAAGGCAAGAUCAAUGGCAGGGUGGUUUUGGAUUUGAGGUGA